Molecule: messenger RNA, 2650 nt
Organism: Epinephelus lanceolatus (giant grouper)
Lineage: Eukaryota; Metazoa; Chordata; Actinopteri; Perciformes; Serranidae
Product: bactericidal permeability-increasing protein
Molecular function (GO): lipid binding
Source: RefSeq, a predicted model, not a curated record
CCUUCCUCUUUCACUCUGCCUUUUUGAAAGCCGCACUGACACAUCAGGAGAAACCUGACAAACUGCUGCUUAAGUCAAGAUGUUCCUGUGCUGUUGGCUCACUCUGGGGGCUUUAAUCCCUGUGACUUUAAGCAUCAAUCCUGGAGUAAAGGUCAAGCUAACGGAAAAAGGUCUUGAAUAUGGCAGACAACUGGGGAUGGCUUCGAUCCAGCAGAGACUCAAAACCAUCAAAGUUCCAGAUUUUUCAGGGACACAGAAGGUGUCUCCCAUUGGCAAGGUCCAGUACAGCCUGUCAAAUAUGCAAAUAGUAGAUGUGGGAUUACCAAAGUCUGCGGUGGAUCUGGUGCCAGGGACUGGAGUCAGACUCUCCAUUGGUAACGCCUUCAUCAGUCUGCACGGAAACUGGAGGGUCAAGUACCUCAGAAUAAUAAAGGACAGCGGAUCUUUUGAUUUGAAAGUCAGCGCACUCACUGUCACUACAAGUAUUGCCAUAAAGAGUGAUGAGACAGGUCGACCUACAGUCAGUAGCGUCAACUGUGCAGCCAAUGUGGGCAGUGCGAGCAUCAAAUUCCACGGUGGAGCCAGCUGGCUGUACAAUCUCUUUAAAAACUUCAUUGAUAAGGCUUUACGUAAUGCACUGCAGAAACAGAUCUGCCCUCUGGUGGCUGAUGCUGUAUCUGAUUUGAACCCUCAGCUAAAAACUCUCAAUGUUGUAGCCAAGGUGGACCAGUAUGCAGAGAUUGAAUAUUCCAUGGUGACAUCGCCCACAGUCUCCUCGUCUUCAAUAGACUUGAGCUUGAAGGGUGAAUUUUACAACAUUGGGAAGCAUCAGGAGCCUCCGUUCUCCCCCGCAGCCUUUUCCCUGCCGCCCCAGAUCAACAACAUGUUGUACCUUGGCCUGUCUGCCUUCACCACUGACUCUGCAGCCUUCGUCUACAACAGAGCUGGACUCCUCAGCCUGUACAUCACUGAUGAUAUGAUCCCAAAAGGCUCUCCCAUCCGACUCAACACCAAGACAUUUGGAGUCUUCAUCCCACAGGUUGCCAAGCGUUUCCCAGGUCUGAUGAUGAAACUGCUGGUGAAGACAGUGAAAAACCCUGUCAUCACUUUUGAACCUAACAACGUGACCACUCAGGCCACUGGCACAGUGACGGCCUACGCUAUCCAACCCAACGCCACACUUUCCCCUCUCUUUGUCCUGAACUUGGAGACCAGUGUCAGCGCCCAAGUGUUUGUCAGUGGAAUGAGGCUGGCUGGAGCUGUCAGCCUUAACAAAAUGGAUCUGACCCUGGGGACAAGUUAUGUGGGAGAGUUUCAGGUCAGAUCCCUCGACAACAUCUUCCAAAUGGUCCUCAAAGUGGUAGUGAUACCUAAACUGAACGUUCAACUUGCAAAGGGAUACCCACUUCCUACACUUGGAAAGAUGAAGCUUGUGAACACUCAGCUUCAGGUCCUGAAGGACUAUAUGCUGAUUGGGACAGAUGUUCAGUUCAGCAGUUGAACGGCAUUUCUGGAGACUCACAGGAUUUAUUUGUGCACGAGGACAUGCCACCAUGAAGACACAAUCACAACCAGAGUUUUAACUACCUGACAGAAAUUUCAAAGAAAAAACUGAAUAAUGUACAAAUAUUACUUCUCUACGAUCAAGAGAAAUGCAGAUCUCCUGUUUGCAUGUGGAUGUCACCUCAGGUUUUUAUCAUGUUUCGGUUUUUUUAUACUCUUUUUCUUUUAAAUGAAAACUCAGACCAGGUUCUCCACAUGAAUAAAUACACAUUUAAAUGUAGAUGGGGCAGUGAACUUUUCCAACAGGGUCACUGCAGUCAUGUCACAGUAGGACACAAUCUGCAGGACAGGAUCUGCUGCUGUCACCACAAUUAUCUUUUUGAAACAACGUGCUCCUUCCAAAGCAGAUCACAGCACUUUCUGCUGCUGACUUUGGACAAAUUGCCUCUCAAAGCUUCUGACUCACAGAGCGAUUCUACAAAUGUGCUGAUCUAUGAUAUUAUUACUGCAGUUUGGAGAGUCCUAUAAAAUAUGCCGUGACAUCAAUCAAGUACCAGACAAAACAAAUCAGUCAUGGCUGUAUGUGUAAAACAAACAUAAUUUACAUCAUCCAAACUGGUUUCAGCAUCUUAGGCCUGUUUACACCUGCUAUUAACAUGCGUCCUGGGUAAUUGGAUCACAAGCGAACAGCUCAAAGUACAGGUGUGAAUGCGCUCAAACAAUCUAGAGUUUCAGUCACUCAGACCACAUUCCAACUGUCUCUGACGCUGAGCUCACACUCCUGUAGCAGUAAUCUCCUAGCUCUAUGGAGGUGGCGGGACCAGGGGACGCGCUUGUCUUCUGGUCUUUGCAGAUGGAAAUGAUUUACAUGUUUGUCUGCAUGCAGAGCAGGGAAGUUAGAUACAGUCUCAAGUAUGCACGUGAGACGCAUGUGGAGACACACUCUAAUGGCAGGUAUAAACAGACAGAUAUAGAGCAGCUGUCCACUUGUGAUCCGAGCGCCCAAGAUGCAUGAUAACACCAGGUGUAAACGGGGCCUUAGGCUGCAUUCACAACAAAUCAGGUGUUGAGGCGAUUAGCUGCAGGCUUGUGCAGUGUUUUGGGAGUGUCACUUAAAUGGUAUAUUUGUGGGGAAGUGGAGGGUGAA